Messenger RNA from Cylas formicarius (sweet potato weevil), 1847 nucleotides. RefSeq names its product protein lifeguard 3-like. Gene Ontology annotation, biological process: negative regulation of apoptotic signaling pathway. The record is from RefSeq and is a predicted model, not a curated record. The transcript is spliced from 2 exons. Lineage: Eukaryota; Metazoa; Arthropoda; Insecta; Coleoptera; Brentidae. The coding region runs from base 553 to 1731 and encodes 392 amino acids. Gene Ontology annotation, cellular component: Golgi apparatus; endoplasmic reticulum; membrane.
AGAGGUAAAAUCCCGGAAAUGUCCGACGUGACUCGGAUCCGUGGGAAAUAAAACUGACGUGGUAAAGUGACGCUUCCCGUACGCUAGGUCGGUAGGUAAUUAACUAACCAAAAACUUCUUUUUUCAAUUAUUACUAAUUCUGUCAUUUUAUAAACUUUUAAUAUUUCAAAAAACUUGAGUAAUAAUCUGCAAUUAUGCCCGAAUUCGUCACGUUUCUAUUCUUUGCUCGAUUUAUACAUUUUGUAAAACCAUGCAAAAAAUGUCCGUAGUAAAUAAAUUUUAAAAGUCAUUAUUUUUAAGAUUACAUUAAGUAAUAAUUUUUCAGACAGUGAAAACUCCUAAUAAUGUUGAUAAAAGUGUGUUAACUCAGGACUGAAUUUAUUUUAUGUAACCUAGAACCAACGAAACAUCGACUAACUAUCGUGGUCCAAGCAAUUCCAGAAAACAAAUAUGACACAUACAACUGACAAUUGCCUCAUUUAAAAGUCAACCAAACGCGAUUUGUUUUCGUAAUGUUAACCGCCCACGAAACUUGUUUAAAUCCCCGCAAAGAUGUCUGAACACACGAAUACCAGCUCUAACCAUCCCCAGCCAAACGAUAGCCGAAAUAACGUCAUGGCUCUCGCCAGCAAACACGAUGUAAUUGCGUUUCAAGAACCGACAACGUCAAAGAACUACGCGUUCAAGACCGAAAUCCGCAUAAAUAUACUAAGCGAACACCCAUCGGAAGACAAAAAGUUGAACUCGUCGAGCUCACAAAUUUUACUCCCGAUAUUUAAAGAUGUGGAACCAGAUGAAAGCUUUACGACUGUAGACGCUUGUGUUAAAGAAAAAACCACCAAUACCAGAGAAGCGGUGUUUUUUAAUCGCGGUGAAAGGAUUCAAAGGCUUAACCUUGCAAAUAGUGAAGCCCCGCCUCCCUAUGACAGCAGACCACCGCCAGCCUAUAGUCCGGUCUACAGGCCGCAAACAGUGCCAUCUGGCCAAUACAUAAUGGACGCAAAUCAGGGGUCUGGGUACCAACCCACUCCGCUGGAAUACUAUUACAUGAAUCAAUUUGUUAAUCAAAAAAUCCGGAACAAUUUUAUAAAAAAAGUAUACGCGAUUCUAGCACUUCAAUUAGCUAUAUCUACCGCGUUUACUUUUCUCGUCACACAUCACAGACCGACAAAAAAUUUCGUGAGGACCAACAUACCGAUGUUCUGGAUAAUGGUCGCGCUCCAAAUGAUUUUAUUCAUCGCCCUAACCUGUUACCAAAACAUUAGGAAGACUUUUCCUACCAAUUUCGUGGUACUUUUUUUGUUCACCAUUGCCAUGACAUAUUUAUGCGGAACCAUAACUGCUUACUUUUCCACGAAAAUUGUAAUGACCUCUUUGGCUAGUACGGGACUUAUAUGUGUUCUUGUCACCCUUUUGGCUUUUCAAACGCAGUUUGACAUAACCAAAUGGUCUUUCAUACUGGCCCUGGCCGCUUUAGUUCUUACGAUUUUUGGCAUAGUGACGAUAAUAGUCAUUAUUAUUACCCAUUCGACCAUAAUUUGGUUAGUAUAUUCGGCAUUAGUCACAGUCAUGUUUACCAUAUUUUUAUUGUACGAUACCCAGUGUAUUAUGGGUGGCAGAAGGGUGGAAAUAUCUCCGGAAGAAUAUAUAUUUGGCGCACUGACGUUAUACACCGACAUAAUAUUAAUUUUUAUGUAUUCACUUCACUUACUGAACGCUUGCAUUCGAUAAUAUAAAUUGAAAUGUAUUGUAAAAAUAACUUACUAGCCGACCAUCAAAUUGGAAAAUUGUAGAAAUUGUGAGGCUUACCAAAUGGUGAGAAGAUGAAUUAGUUUUAAUAAAUAAAA